Molecule: messenger RNA, 2203 nt
Organism: Sphaeramia orbicularis (orbiculate cardinalfish)
Lineage: Eukaryota; Metazoa; Chordata; Actinopteri; Kurtiformes; Apogonidae
Product: PWWP domain-containing DNA repair factor 3A-like
Exons: 14
Coding region: 718-1941 (407 amino acids)
Source: RefSeq, a predicted model, not a curated record
UGAUAAGAGAAAGUAGGAACCAAGUGGUCGUACCACCCUCAGCUAAGUGGAGGCACGUAGGAAACGAGAAGUUUGUAGCAGAAGUUGUAGUCAAUAGUCCGAACGAAAAGCUGAAUUUCAGAUUGUAAGAUAGUCCUAUUGAAGCUUCCAGGGAAAGGACAUCAACGCUGACAACUAUAGUAUCUUGACUGAAUCUGAAUCCUUCGUUCCAGACAACGAUUCCCACCAAAUCAGCAAUGAAAGGUCGAACUCCAAAAUCAAGAAAAAAGAAGCCAACAAAGACACCAGUUGAUAAAGUUACCUCAGACAGUGUUUCAUCUCCUGCCACAGAGGAAUCAAGUGUUUGGUCAGCCCAUGAGGCUGCUGCUGUCAAUCAAACUAUUCCAAGACCAUCACAACAAACUCCAAUAAAAUGCAGGCAACAAAUGGGUCAAAUAGAAGAACACCAGACGUCCACCCCAGUUCACCCCACUGACAACCCAUCCAGCAUCUCAACCUCUGCCAGAGUGAAGAGUCGACAUAGAAGACGUGAACUCUUCAGUUAUUUAAAGACAUCAGAGGAAGAUUCACCCCGCAGCAAAUCAGCAUCUGAAAGCAGAUGUAGGAAGGGACGCACUGCUCAGCCAAGACAAAUGAUAAAAAACACAGAGACAGACCUGCAGUAAAGGCAAUGGUGCUCAGACCAAACAACAGAAAGGCAGCAAACGGAAAACGCAGAUGGGGAGUUCAGAGCAGGAUUCUGCCAUUCAGCCAUCAAAGAGAUGUAGACCAAGAUUUGAACUGAAAAAGCCUGAAGAGCCAGAUGAUUCUGUGCUGUCUUCAGAUCUAUCUAUAGAGCUAAGUCACCAUGAGGACCAAAUACCAUAUUUAUCCUUCCAAGAAGAUCAGGAAAAUGAUUAUGAAGAGGAGGAUGAUGAUGAUGAGCUUCCAAGUUUCUUGACGCAGGCGGAUAAUAAGCCUUCGUCCAUUACAGAUGGAGCAUUUGUCUGGCACAAAUUCCGAAAUUUCCCAUUCUGGCCUGCAUUAGUAAAACGUGUGAACCGCAAGCUGAAAAAAGCCAGCAUCAUGUUUGUGGAUGAUUCAAUUAUUCAAGGAAAAAAGGGGUUUACAGUGACUUUGAAAACUCUGAAGCCUUUUGACUGUGAAGAAGCUAAAGAACUUGUGUGUCAAGCCAAAGAAAAAUAUGGUGUCGCCAUAGAGUUGUCCAUGGAUCUGAUAACCGAUUACAGAAUACGAAAAGCAUGUGGCUCAUUUUCUGGCUCCUUCAUCGAGUACUAUGCUCAUGACAUGAGCUACCCUGUAAGGAGGAAGUACCCUCAGGCAGCUUCAGAGAUGCUGUCUAUUGGCAGCGAUGCAGUGAUGGAUGACACAUUCGAUGAUGAUAAAGAAGACUGCUCUGGUGAACAGCUCAAGAAGGUCAGCAGGAGUUCAAAGAGGCUGCUGCCAGACCGGACCCACGCUGCCCAUAACCGUGCUAAUGAGAAGCUCGUGCAUUUCAUUGUCAAACAGCACAUGGUGGAUGAACACAUUCUGGCUGUGAUUCGUGGACAGCAGCAGUCCAGGUGGCUUCGCUCAUUCUUGAGUGCCAGUCAUCAGAAGCGGGUGGUGGAUGUAUACCUGGAGGACGAGAAGCAGUUGGACCAGGUGUACCAGUACUUGAGUAACCUCUACACUACAGCUGAGGACAAUGCCCUUAGCUUAGUUAAACUGAAAUCUCUGGAGCACGUUCCCUUCGUCUUAGAUGUGCUUCUACCUGAGGCCAUCAUUUAUGCCAUAGCUGGGGUGGACAAUGUCUCCAUAAAAAAAGCAGAAGAAAAGUAUCUACAAGGACGACGUGCAAGUCGCAGGGAAAGACAGGAGUUUGACCAGAUGAUUGACCAGCACAUGAGGAUAAAAGCUCAGAAUACUGCUCUUGCACAGCUAUCUGAGGCUGUAAACUAGAUGGCCAAAGGACUUUUGAAAAUGCAUUCUGCUAUAUCUGUGCCUCACCAGGUGUUUUUUUUUUUUUUUUUAAUUUUUAUUUUAAUGUCAGAAUAUACUCCUCAGUAUACAAAUGAGAUAACAAAGCAUUUGUAAAAUGAAAUUGCUACAAUUACGAUGGAACUGAGUGCCAUCUUAGCAAAAUCUUUUUUUUACAUUGUUAUUUAACUGUUGUCUGUACCAGUGUACAUGGUAUUACAAAAAUAAAUGUUUGUAAACCUUU